Molecule: messenger RNA, 445 nt
Organism: Perkinsus marinus ATCC 50983
Lineage: Eukaryota; Perkinsozoa; Perkinsida; Perkinsidae
Exons: 1
Molecular function (GO): nucleic acid binding
Source: RefSeq, a predicted model, not a curated record
AUGUGUUGUUUCACUAGACACGUGUUCUUCUUCCCCGUCGCAGCUGAGAAUGCAUAUGAAGCCCUCCGAGCCUUAAAGAUCCUGCAGCUCCGCACGGGUGGAGUGCGAGAGAUUGUAACGGAUCGUGCUUCUUACUUCGCUUCCCCGUCACUCUUCCAAGAGGAAGCGGCGCGGUUGUUGAAUGCCCACGUCGAGCUCACCUCGAGUCGGUCCCCUUGGGAGUUGGGCUCAGAAAAGCUCCACGAUAUCGCCGCUGACCGUCUGCGGGUGUUUUUGCGUCACUCUAGUGGUCGCUGGCCGGAUGACGCUUACCGAGAGCAAGAACUGUUGGAAGAAGUGAUGUUGAUUUUGAAUACGAGGCCCUUGGGUACGUACUAUGUUAGUGAAAAAGGUGCUGAUGUUAUCACCCCUGAUUCUCUCUACUUCGGCUAUACUCGUCGCCGAG